Messenger RNA from Oikopleura dioica, 684 nucleotides. The record is from the annotation of a GenBank genome assembly. NCBI's taxonomy places the organism in Eukaryota, Metazoa, Chordata, Appendicularia, Copelata, Oikopleuridae.
AUGAAAUUCUCUCUUUUUAUUCUCCCUGUGCUCCUUUCUGCCGAAAUCGGUAAAGCCAAAAAAGUAUGCAAGAAAGAAGCGAAGAGAUAUUUGAAUGAGUGUUUGGAGGAGUGCUCUGGAAUCUCGGACAGACGAUGUAUAUCAGAAUGCAGGAAAGACAUGAAAGCAAUCAAGAAUAGCUGCUUUGAAAAACUUGAUGAACAAAAAGCCCAAGAAGAUAAGCAAGAGAAAGUAAAACAAAAGAUAAUAAGCAUUCUCCAAGGAAACCCGGAAUCACAACCAGUUGAGCCAGAAACCGAAAAAGAAACACAAAUUCAAUUAUUUGAACAAGAGGCGGAACUUUUGGCAAAAGAAGAUGAGAUUGAAGUUUUGCGCUACCACAAAGAACAGCUCGAAAAGAAACUUGCAGCGGAGGCCAAACAGGAGUCAGAUUUGCUGGCAGAGCAGAUUGCAGUACUUUUGCAGCAGAAGAAAGAACUUGAUGAUUUAGCAGAAAUAAGAUUCCCAUCAACUACUGAAACUAUGACAACAACGACCACAACGACUAAAAAGUCCGGCUUGAAGACCUUUGGAAAACAAAUUUUUGUCAUUCUUUUGACAGUUUUUCUUUGUCUCUACUCCGUUUGCUUGAAAAUAAUGAGAACAACACUACGAAAUCAUCACAACCGAAAAUUUGUCGCCUGA